Molecule: messenger RNA, 1796 nt
Organism: Cloeon dipterum
Lineage: Eukaryota; Metazoa; Arthropoda; Insecta; Ephemeroptera; Baetidae
Exons: 4
Coding region: 705-1550 (281 amino acids)
Cellular component (GO): chitin-based extracellular matrix
Molecular function (GO): structural constituent of chitin-based larval cuticle
Source: RefSeq, a predicted model, not a curated record
CCAAUCACUUUCUACGGACAGCAGAAGGCCGAUCUACAAUAAAUAACCAAUGCAUAGAAAGUGAAGCGCGCGCGAUGACUGGCCGGCAUUGCUCGCAGCAUCUCUGCGAGUGAUAAAAAGCCGGGAUAAGUAAAACUGGCGCGCCUUCGUCAAAUUCAAGGACUGCACGUUAUAAAAAAAAAUAAUAAACGCUGGACUGGAUGAGGCAAUCCCUGUGGCAUGUGCGCUCCUGCGAAGGUGCAUCUUCGCAUCACUUCCUUGAGCGCUAGUUCUUACACUUCGAUCGGCCAGUGAGUGGGACAAUUGUUUGUAAUAAACGCCCAGCGAGCGAGUUUGCCUCUUUGUGAGUGAGACGAAGAGCAAAAAGCAGGAAAGAAAGUGUUGGCAAACGUUCAAGUCUGCACAACACAAAUAUGUAAUCUUUGCAUCCGUGAGCGCAAAUAUUUCGAGUAAAGCUCUUUUGUAUUCCUGAGAGCCGCAGACUGGAGAGGCGAAAUUUGGGCCUUGUUUACCGAGUUGAGCGUGCCUAGUCAUGAGAAUUAUUUAUUCUUGACGAGCUACCUGUACCUGUGCCUGGCAGCCGCCGCCGCCACCGCGAGAGAGGUGCGCGCAUCCUCCUCUGCACACAGCUCGCGGAGCACAACAAACUCACGUGCGGCGAAACCCGCGAGCAGACGGCCUUUGUUCGCCGCGGCGGCCUCAUCAUGCUCCUCGUCUGCGGCCAGCACGUCGCGAUUCUCUCGCUUAUGUGCUGCUCUCUUCUCCCAGUGAUUAUUGAGGCUGGCCACAUUGUCGGCGAAGGAGCCGUCCCACUGAACGUCGUUGGUUCCUUGAGCCCAAUCCACGAUGCACUGCUGACCUUUGACCCCCGAAUGUCCGCUGUGGUCCUUCCCCUUUCCUCUCCUAGCUACGUCUUCAGCCCUCCCAGGGUAUACAUAGCUGACCCUGAAACCCUGCGGAAGUUUUCGAUUCCUUCAGAGCCAGUGGCGCCGAGACGACCCUUCAGCAAAGGAAACGCGAAGCCAUCUCUGGCCACGGUAAAUAAAGUGCCUCCAGUUCUUCCGUCUAGUCCCACAUUCAGGACGAAAGGAAACAGCAGUCCCGCCGCGUCCGAGGCCAAUUUCCCUUCGUCGCAGGGCAGAAGUAACAAGGGUAGGACGAACCACGUCAGUAGCUUCGACGACGGAGAUUCUGCGGUCCGACAGAUCAACGCAUACCACAAACCAGUGUCCAUUCCUGCGUCGGGAAGGGCGCACUUCGUGCAGCACAACUUGGACGGCACCUAUCACUUUGGCUAUGACACUGGAUCUGGUGAACAUCAGUCUUACAGAGAAGAAAAGCGCUUUCCAGGUGGUCGAAUUGAAGGAAAAUAUGGCUACGUUGAUCCUGAAGGAGUUCUCAGGGUGGUUGAAUAUGUCGCAGACCAAAGAGGAUACAGGUCUCGAUUGACAACGCAAAAUGUAAACAGCGGAUUCUCAGUCCCCUUCAUUGGACCGAUACCACCUCCAUUGCUUGCGAGAGCCAGAAGUGCAGCAAACGCUGGAAGAUGAAGACAACAGUUUUUGUGCACCUUUUGUGCCAAAAUGUGAGAUCUCGAAUGACUACACGAAAAAUCAAAUACUUUUGGUCGGAAUGGAUUAUUUUGCCAUAUGGUUUGCUCACGCUAUUAUUUAUUAGUUUUAAAUUAAAAAGUCUAGUUUGUAAAGUAUGCUUCGAGGGAAGUGCCUGAAUCGCAAAAAUGGAAAUGUGUGUGCUUGAAGCGCAAAAUAAAAAGCAGGGAUUUGAGUGACUUUAUA